CAGGUUGGGAUCUGGUCUUGUGCCCUCUGUCCACAUCGGGGCGGGGGACCUACGAAGGAGGGCGAACUCCCCCUCGGAGAUUCUGGUGGAAGGUGGGAAAUAUUCGUUGAGUCAAUUAAACUGUGCAAGUUCACAGCCGAGGAGAGAGGUUUGGAGAAACGAGGAAGGUUUCCCAAUGACUUUUGAACUGCGGAAACGUUUGACAGAGGAAAAGGGCUUCAGUUUAACGUGAGAUUGCUGGAAGUUGAGGUCAUAGUCCCGUUUUCCACCUUCCACUUUAUGAUCUCUUUCCAAGACCGUAAAUACUUGCAGCUGGGCUUCAUCACCAAGCCUUCUCACCAGCUUCUGUCCCUUCUGUGCCCUGGACUCCGGAUACCACGACUCUCAGUACUGUGUGCUCAACCCAGACCCAGAGCCAUGGCUAGCUCUUCUUCCUCCUGGGAGCUGCCCCUGGUGGCUGUGUGCCAACUAACAUCGACACCAGACAAGCAACAGAACUUUAAAACGUGUGCUGAGCUGGUUCGAGAAGCUGCCAGAUUGGGUGCUUGCCUAGCUUUCCUGCCCGAGGCAUUUGACUUCAUUGCACGAGACCCUGCAGAGACACUUCGCCUUUCGGAGCCACUGGGUGGGGACCUUUUCAGAGAAUAUAGCCAGCUUGCCAGGGAAUGUGGACUCUGGCUGUCCUUGGGUGGUUUCCAUGAGCGUGGCCAAGACUGGGAGCCAAAGAAAAUCUACAAUUGUCAUGUGCUUCUGAACAAUAAGGGAUCAAUAAUGGCCACUUACAGGAAGACACAUCUGUGUGAUGUAGAGCUUCCAGGACAGGGGCCUAUGCGUGAAAGCAACUCUACCAUGCCAGGGCCCAGUCUUGAGUCACCUGUCAGCACACCAGCAGGCAAGAUCGGUCUAGCUAUCUGCUAUGAUAUACGGUUCCCUGAACUCUCUCUGGCACUGGCUCAAGCUGGAGCAGAAAUACUUACCUAUCCUUCAGCUUUUGGAUCUGUCACAGGCCCAGCCCACUGGGAGGUGUUGCUGCGGGCCCGUGCCAUUGAAACCCAGUGCUAUGUGGUGGCACCAGCACAGUGUGGACGCCACCAUGAGACAAGAGCAAGUUAUGGCCACAGCAUGGUGGUGGACCCCUGGGGAACAGUGGUAGCCCACUGCUCUGAGGGGGAAGGCCUCUGCCUUGCCCGAAUCGACCUCAACUAUCUUCGACAGAUUCGCCAACACCUGCCUGUGUUCCAACACCGCAGGCCUGACCUCUAUGGCAAUCUGAGUCACCCACUGUCUUAAGGUUUUAACUUCUAUGAGUUGAGACCUCCACUGUAAGGAGGCUGUGAUUUGCAGGCAGGACCCAAGCACAGCUCCCUCACUUGGAGAACCUUAAGCUCUCUUGAUGGAUCACAGGCUCAACUUGAAAAAAACAGAAAUUUGACCUGAGCUCAGAUUUCAAUUUCAGAAAAGUGGAAUUUUAUAUAGUCGCUGUUUAUUUCAUGAAAACUGAAGUUACGCUGAGGGCUAAACAGCACUGGCAUUGAAAAAAAUAUAAUCAUAAUGUCUGCGUCUGGACAUCUCCUUUGGGAGCUGCAAGGGGAGGUGGUAUUGUACCUGCUGGACUAGAUUCCAGUUUUAGGUCUCCUGGCUCAUUCAACAUGCCUCCCUACCUAAAAAAAAGUGCAACACUCAGUGCAUGUCCUAGCCCCAUUCUCCCAAGCAUAGAAGUGGGAGUAGGGGUAGAGGAGGGGGAAGGAAAAAGGAGUUAGAGUUGAUACUGAAUUAACUCAUUUUCUCUUAAGGUGCCCUUUGCCCAAGCCAGAAGAAAGCAAAGGGGAAAAGGGCUGCAGGGUAGGUUAUUUAUUUUCACUUGACCAUGAAAGGAAAGUGUCACACUCCCCCUUCCCCUUUUCAGGGGGAGUGUAUUUUAAUCAGCAGCUUCUACUCCAUCUACUGUAUAUGGGUGUACACACACCCAUCACAGUUGGGAGGGGUUAUUAGUCUGACCCAAUCCUCUUAUCCAUUAACUCCCUUGAAGAGGGCUUGAUAGAGGGGAAAAAGGAAGGGGCCAUACCAGGCAGCAGUUUCAAGCCAUGGAACGGAGGAAAGAAGGCAGAGAGGAGCAGCACCAGAGGCCAGGAGAGAGUGGAAAGGGCCACAGCUUUU
This is a messenger RNA of Castor canadensis (American beaver), 2157 nucleotides long. It is a transcript of the gene Nit1, whose product is annotated as nitrilase 1. The record is from RefSeq and is a predicted model, not a curated record. Gene Ontology annotation, molecular function: hydrolase activity, acting on carbon-nitrogen (but not peptide) bonds, in linear amides. Lineage: Eukaryota; Metazoa; Chordata; Mammalia; Rodentia; Castoridae.